Hydractinia symbiolongicarpus is the source of this 3769-nucleotide messenger RNA. Its product is annotated as cytochrome P450 2U1-like. Gene Ontology annotation, molecular function: monooxygenase activity; heme binding; iron ion binding. Lineage: Eukaryota; Metazoa; Cnidaria; Hydrozoa; Anthoathecata; Hydractiniidae. The record is from RefSeq and is a predicted model, not a curated record. The transcript has 3 exons. Bases 276 to 1715 code for a protein of 479 amino acids.
UGUUUUUUUAUCAGUAGUAGUGAUCAUAAACUUUUUCCCUGCAUCUUUAGCUUUUUCAUGUAAGUCACUUAAGUUGAAAACCAAAAGCCGUUUCGUAGCCUUUUUAAAAAGCGUUUACACGUGCCAUAUCCACACGGCCCCAACAAAGAUCGCUCAUUCGAGACCUGAUGAUGGCGGCGAAAUGACCGCCUAAUGAUGGUCAAUGACAUGCAGCUUAGUCAUUUCUGAGUGGCUGUCCAAGCUACAAUGACGCAAGUAACACAAGCCAGAACAAAAUGAUUAGUUUUUGGAAUGGAUUUAUAAUUGCUACAUUACUCUUCAUUGGAUGGCUUAUAAAAUCAUUUUAUCGGCAACGGAACCUGCCUCAUGGACCUAUGCCGCUUCCAAUAUUUGGAAAUUUGCUGAUAUUGAGGAAAAGAGCACUUCAGACAUUAAACAACUUAGCAACUGUCUAUGGUUCAAUAUUUACAAUAUGGCUUGGCCGAAAACCAAUAGUGAUUGUGAAUGAUUAUAACUUAGCACAAGAAGUAUUGAGUAAAAAUGGUUUGAAGUUUUCGUCACGACCAGAUUUUAUGAGUUCUUUGCUUACAAGAAACCGAAAGCGAUUUCCCUUUAUGGAUUAUUGCCCAAGCUUUGUAAACAAGCAGGCCAUCUGCAAAGAUGUUUGCAAUGCAGAUAAACUCUUUCUUAACACAUGUUUAGAAAUUGAAAUUAGGCAAUUAACAGAAUUGUUAAUGUCACAGACUGCUGCAAAAGAGUUUGAUCCUUCUGAGAUGAUCGAAAAGUUUGCAAUUGAUUUGUUAGCUAGAGUAGUGUAUGGAAUGGAGACAGAUAUCUUAUUCAGUGAAUUAAAUUUACCUGGCCAUCAUGAUUUUGUUACGCUGUCAAACACUACCAAAAUGUUGCCCUGGUUGCGACUGCUUGGUAUGCAAAGAUAUCGAGAUUACCAAAAAUUUAUGCAAAAUAGAGAACGCAGAUUAAAAAGUUUAUUUCAAAACUCAAGAAAGUUUGGUGAUAGCAAUGCAAUGAUCAGAAAAAUUUUAAAAGCUUUUAUGGAGGAAGCCAAUGAACAACAAAUAGAAGAUGCUGAAAUUUUGUGUUCUGAUUUAUUUAUUGUGGGAGUUGAAAAUCUUGCAGCUGCCUUGAAGUGGAUCCUGCUAUACUUUGUGGUGUGGCCAGAAAUCCAAGCCAAAGUGCAAAAUGAGUUGGAUGAUAAAUAUGGAAAGACUCGAAACUUAACAGUGGAAGAAGCCAUGAGUGUUCCUUACUUAAAAGCUGCUGUAUUUGAAGUUUUGCGUCUGAGUUCACUAAAUCCGUUAUCAUCAGUACAUAUGUCUAAUGAGUCAGUUACUUUAAAAGGUCACAAGUUACCAAAAGGCACAUGUGUUUGUGUUAAUUUAAGUGCAAUUCAUACUAGUCCAAAAUUUUGGGAUAAUCCAUUCGAAUUUCGACCAUCAAGAUUUCUAAAGAACAAUGAAGGUGUUGUAAUGUUACGUGAUAUUGGUUUAAUAAAAGGAUUUUUGCCUUUUGGAUCAGGUUUUAGAAAAUGCGUUAGUGAUGAGUUAUCAGUUAAGCUAAUGACAACUAUUAUCGCAAAUCUUACUUUUAAUUUUGAUUUCAGCAUUCCACCGUGGAAUAUGAAACCGGACCUGGUAGGUACAACCAGUUUUAUACUUGUACCAAGGCCUUAUAAUGUGACAGUAUCUUCAAGAUAAUUUUUUUCAUACACAUUUUUUUUAAAUUGUCAAAAUUUCAAUUAAGUCUGGAUUUACAAUUUUUUUAACAAUUAGCCUCAAAUGUUCUUCUAUUUAUUGUUUUGAAAAGUCAGGAAAUAUGUGGUAAGAUUGACAGGUGAUGAUUAAUUUCUUAGGAUUAGAAGAAAUAGAUGUUGAAUUUAUUUAAUUUAUACGAAGAGAAAAAUUACUUUCUAAAAUUGCACUUACCGGGUGCUGUUUGAUUAAGAUUAUUUUCCAUAAUGGAUUGUAGCUAUUGAAAUUAGAGAUCAUGUGAGAGAACUGCAUUCGAUUCCAGACUUUUUUCAAAGUGCUAAGGGGGUCAAAAACCACACCUUCCUGUUGUUGCCUCAUUAAUUUCCUGGAGUUAAUUCCAUUCUUAUUCUAAGAUUCCUUCAGAAAACUAUCUUGCAAUUGCUUUAUUAUAUUGUCUACCAAUUGUUUUACAAUUGAUCCCUCCAACCACCCUGCAAAUUUCACUCAUUGUUAUCCCUUUACUUAAUGCUCUUAAUGUUGAAGCGGCUCGUGCUAUGCACAGAAAAUGUGUUUGUAUCAUACUUUUUUAAAACACGUCCUUAUCUUUGGAUUGCUUGAUACAUGUUGCGUAUUACUGUUGUGUUCCAUCACUCCAUUCUUUGAUGAUGACGUCAACCACCUCUGAAAUAUUUUUGCCAGAAUAAUGGUUGUUUUUUGUAGUGUGGUCUGUCUCUCUGUCAGCUCUGAAAAUUAUUCAUUUUUUUUCUUUAUGUUUGUGUUUGUUUUACUUAAGGUUUUUAAUUUGUUUGAUCACGAGUUUCUUUUUGUUAAAUAUGUUUCAAAAUAUCAAUUGUGAAUUAUGCUAACUGUUAUUCAAUUUAUUUAAAUGGUCUUUGUUUUAUGUCCACUUUCCCUAGUCUUAAAAAUGUUCUGGGAUAAAUAGGCUGACAUAACAGCUUAAGCAAUGUAAUUUGGCAAUGGAUGCUGGCAAACAGAAAAACAUAUUUUAUAUCACCUCUUUUUACCCACAGAUAUUGCAAUGAAAAUUAUUUUGUAAAGAAAGUAGUAUUAUAUGCACACAUACAGUCUCAUAAUGACCACUUUUGGGAUUCUUAACACUUUAAUCUGAGAUAAAACUAUCGAUAUUGGUAACUAAAAGGUGACGAAAUAUUUAUCUUUUUUAAGAAUUCUAAAGCUUAUAAAGAUUACGUAUUAUGCAAGAAUGCCAACUGAAAUUUAAAGGAAGAUGAAAAAUGUGUCUAUAUUAAGGAAACAUAAUAAAAUUGUGGUAAAUAAUUGCAACUAACACUGAUUUUUUAUCGAAUGACAGUGCAUUAGGAUGGUAGUCCUUCCAUUAAAAAAAUAAAAUCAAUUUUAUUUUUGAGUGAUGUCACCAUAUGAGUCACCAUAGCAUUAAACAAAUACAGAUUCUUAAAUAAUUUACUUGAGAUACUGUAAAGUUGAUUUACUUAGAUUAUUAAUAUAUAUCUAAUGUGAUAUAAUCAGGUUGUUUAUGAAACAACUGAAGCAUAUUGGGUUCAAAGGUCCACUCCUGUUCAUUUUUGGUCCAGAAAAAAUACGCAACCCAUUAAACCUUGUAACGACAAAGCAUUUACUUUAUUCUUUAAUAACACCAAAUCUUUGUUCUUUUUGUGUAAAGGGUGUGUCGGGAUUGAAAGAAAAAUUUCUUCAAUAUUUUCUGUUUGUUUUUCUUCAAAAAUAUGGAAGAAUUUUGCACAGAAAUUUGAUUUUGCACAUGGAAACGUAUACUUUAUGAGAAUGUAGUUUCUUUCAGAUUGAAAUUAUGGGACCUUUUUGCGAUUUUAUUUUCCACAAGAGGUAAUUAGUAAUUUUUUAUUUAUUCAAUAAAGUCAAAUAAAUUAUUUAAUUUUUGGUGUAGAAAGAUUUAAUGGUGCUAUUGUAUAAUAUAUUAUUUUUUCUGUUAUUUUGGUUCCAAGAAGAUUAAAUAUUUAAAAUUGUCUUUUAUUUGGAGUUUAACCAGGAGUAGCAUAAACAUUGUACUUGUUUUGCUUUUGAUGGAUAUAUUUUAAAACAUUUCA